Messenger RNA from Musa acuminata subsp. malaccensis (wild Malaysian banana), 1941 nucleotides. RefSeq lists its product as uncharacterized. NCBI's taxonomy places the organism in Eukaryota, Viridiplantae, Streptophyta, Magnoliopsida, Zingiberales, Musaceae. The record is from RefSeq and is a predicted model, not a curated record.
UCUUCGACCAAGCCAUUUGGUUUCGAAGAGUUCGCCAGAUCGAUCACCUCUUCACUACCGCAGGUGCGUACCUCUCUCGGAACUUAGGAGAUCGAACAUGGGCUUCCGCCGCCACGGCUUCGUCGUCUCGGGUUGCGCCGCUGGCUUUCUUGUGGUCACCGUGUUGGUGUCCGAUAGCUUAUGGCUGCCGCAGGUGUCUGUACUACCCAUGUUUCGCCUGACGAAUCCAAAAGAUGGACUUGGGAUAGAAUUAGAGGGAGCUUCCACGAGGAACAAGACCUUGAUAAUAGGAGUGAUCAACGAGGCCUCUGUGGAAGACAAUGGAAUGCUGCAGCUUUUCCUCCAAAGCAUGCGAGAAGGGGAGGAUACUGCGUUCUUGAUCAGACACGUUCUCCUCGUCGCCACCGAUCAGAUUGCAUACAACCACUGCAUGGUUCUUCAACUCCAUUGCCAUCAGCUUUACACUGACGCUCUUCUCCUUUCUCCGGCCUUAAGCAUCCAAUCUGCAAGCUUAAUCAGCCUCGCUUCGACGCUAACCCUAUUCCUUGGAGAAGUUCUCUUGCGUGGGUACAGCUUCAUCUUCACAGAUAUGAAUGUCAUGUGGCUAAGAAACCCAUUCGCAAGGUUGAAUCACAAUGGAGAAGACAUGCUGUUAAGUGGCGAUCUUUACGACAGUGGCUUAUACUUUGUUUCUUCAAAUACGAAGACCAUGGCCUUGUUCAAGCAAUCAUAUGCUGUGAUGAAUGAGUCAAGAAGCAUGAAGGGAGAUGAUGUGCUUCAUCUUAUGAGAUCUAAAAGGUUCAUCCAGCAGUUGGACAUGAAAGUGGGAUACUUGGACACAGCACAUUUCACCAAUUUUUGUCAGGGUACUCUUGAUAUUGCAAAGGCCGCCACAGUGCAUGCAAACUGCUGCCCCAGCAGCAAAGCAAAGUUUGCUGAUCUCACAGCCACCUUAGAUGUCUGGAAAACAUAUAAUAAUGGAACACCUAAUGUCACAUUCUCUGCUCACAGUUCUUGUGCCAAAUCAUGGAAGACUCAUCAGCUGAAAACAUCUCUGCAAGCUGCUGCUAUGGGGAACAAGACAUUGGUCAUCAGUUACUUGAAUAAGGCAUAUGUUGAAGAGAACGGCAUGCUCGAUCUUUUCCUAAGAACCUUGAAGGAAGGGGAGGAUACUGCAUUCUUGAUCACCCACCUCUUCCUCAUCACAGUCGAUCAGACUGCGUUCGACCGCUGUAAAAUGCACAGACUUCAUUGCUACAGGCUUGUUUCUGAGGGUCUCAAUUUCUCCAAAGAGCAGCUCUUCAUGUCUGAUGGAUACAUCAAUUUGGUGUGGCAAAAAGUUGUGGUUCUUGGAGAAGUUCUCAAGCAUGGAUACAACUUCAUUUUCACGGAUAUGGACAUAAUGUGGCUAAGGAAUCCAUUCUCCAGGUUGAGUCUCUAUGGGGAGGACUUGCAGAUAAGCUGUGAUUAUUACAAUGGCAGGCCUUACGAUGAUUCCAAUCACAUCAACACUGGCUUUUUCUAUGUGGCCUCAAAUAACAAGACCAUCAAGCUGUUCGACAUGUGGUUCGAAUCAAGAAAAACCCUCAGAAGGAUGCACGAUCAAGAUGUUCUGGCGUUUCUGAAAUCUAAUGGAGUCUUCAAGCGGCUGGGCGUGAGUGUUCGGUUCUUGGACACCCUCUACUUCAGCGGAUUCUGUCAAGUCACCAAGAACUCCAAGGAAGUGAUUACAGUGCAUGCGAACUGUUGUCGAAGCAUAAAAGCGAAGGUAGAUGACCUGACCGAAACCCUAGAAGCCUAGAAGAAGUUGAAGGGCACAACAACAGUUGGCUGGCCGCAGCACAGAGCAUGUAGUCAAUCAUGGAGCGCAUGACUGCCAAAUGUAGCGUCCGAAUCUUGUAUUUGUUGACGUUAUAUAGAUUACAAUGCCUGUUUUGAUGA